AUGAUGCUUUUAAUGUUUACUGACAUCUUUUUCACUAUAUGUUUGUAUCUCACNGAUGACCCACGCCUGCAGCUUCCCCUCCUCAUGACCUUCCUCCUCAUCUACACCAUCACUGUGCUUGGGAACCUGGGGAUGAUCCUGCUGAUCCUCCUGGAUGCUCGUCUGCACACCCCCAUGUACUUCUUCCUCGGUAACCUGUCUCUGGUGGAUUUCUCUUCCUCCACAGUUGUCACUCCCACAGUCAUCGCUGGGCUCUUCACAGGAAACAAGCUCAUUUCCUACAACGCCUGUGCUGCUCAGAUGUUCCUGUUCGCAGGCCUUGUAGGUGUGGAAAAUUAUCUCUUGGCCUCAAUGGCCUAUGACCGCUAUGUGGCAGUGUGCAGACCCCUGCACUACACCACCACCAUGACCACAAGUGUGUGUGCGGGUCUCGUCCUAGGCUGCUAUGCCUGCUCAUUCCUGAAUGCCUGCAUCCAUGUUGGGAACACAUUCAGCUCCUUUUGCAGCUCCAAUGUGGUCCAUCACUUUUUCUGUGACGUUCCACCGGUCAUGGCUCUGUCCUGCUCUGACAAACACAUUAGUGAGCUGGUUCUUGUUUAUCUCGUGAGCUUCCAUAUCUUUUUUGCUGUUUUGUUUAUUUUAACAUCUUAUGUCUUCAUUUUUGGCACCAUCCUGAGGAUGCACUCCCGUGCAGGACCUCGCAAGGCUCUGUCCACCUGUGCCUCCCACUUCACUGCCGUCUCCAUCUUCUAUGGGACUGCGAUGUUCAUGUACCUGCAGCCCAGCUCCAGUCACUCCAUGGACACUGACAAAAUCGCCUCUGUGUUUUACACCAUAGUCAUCCCCAUGCUGAACCCCAUGGUCUACAGCCUGAGGAACAAGGAGGUCAACAGCGCCUUCUUAAAAGCCAAGAGUGCAUUCACUUGUUUGAGGCCCCGUAAGCUGUAGGAAUUUGAUUGUAACUGUGAGGUGAACCAUUUCUGGGUUUCUUUUAGUUUUUGCCCAAGUGCUGUGUUACAU
Messenger RNA from Chinchilla lanigera (long-tailed chinchilla), 1020 nucleotides. RefSeq names its product olfactory receptor 5B2-like. Gene Ontology annotation, cellular component: membrane. The record is from RefSeq and is a predicted model, not a curated record. Gene Ontology annotation, biological process: G protein-coupled receptor signaling pathway; sensory perception of smell. Lineage: Eukaryota; Metazoa; Chordata; Mammalia; Rodentia; Chinchillidae. Gene Ontology annotation, molecular function: odorant binding; G protein-coupled receptor activity; olfactory receptor activity.